GCCGCGCGCGCGGAUAGCUCCGCGGAGAUGGCAGAAGACGCCGACGCAAGCACUGGCGCUGGUGUCAGCGUGCGGGCGGUGCCUCCUGAGGAUGCCUAUCCUCGGGUCGCCGCCUACGUCUCAGUUCUUGGGAAGCCUCGUGCCAGGUGCUGCGUGGUGCUGCCCUGGCUGGCCCUCAGCCUUGGUGGCCUGUCCACCUUCCCUCGGCUCAUCCCCGAGCUCGAGUCUUCGGUGCCGCCGGUCCAGGGCACGCCGUCCUACACGGCGAUGCAGAGCCUUGAGUAUUAUCAACGGAUUUUCCUGGGAGUGAUUUCAACGUUGCUUUCCUCGUGGAGGCAGUGA
Molecule: messenger RNA, 342 nt
Organism: Prorocentrum cordatum
Lineage: Eukaryota; Dinophyceae; Prorocentrales; Prorocentraceae
Source: the annotation of a GenBank genome assembly